AUGCAUUCAAAUAACUACUCACAGUCAGCAGUAAAUAUUGAUCAUCUAAGAAGUAAGAAUGUAUCACCUCAUUUAUCUUACAAUAACAUGCUAAUGUAAAGUCAUUCUAACAAUAGUAAUGGUCAUCAAGAAGUACUUACAGCAUUCAUUCCCAUUCACAGUUCGUACAAAUAGAGUGUGCAAUCUCGAAAUAACUUUGAAAAUGCCACAUAAAAUAUAAACAAUGGUAAGCGUUCAUAGUCAUUCAAAAACUUUCAACCAAGUUAGCAAAUCAAAUCUUAAAGUUAAUUAGCUGUAAAGAGAGGUUUAUAAAUGAACAAAAAUAGCAACUUAAACUCCUAGUCAGGAAAUAGCCAACAUCAGAACUAAGUGUAUCCAAGCUAGUAGAAAUAUCAAAUUAGGUCAUAAAGUUAGACAGGAACUGGCCACUAUUAAGCAAAUAUGCUUUACGCACUUAAAAAUAACUAAUUAUACUCUUAACUUUAAAAAUCUUAGAAGAACUAUCAACUCUCAGCCAAAUAACUCUAUAACUCAAAUCCUUCAGGUACUGAUUACCUUAAAAUUGCCACAGAUCUUAAAAAGCAAGAAGCCCAGGUCAUCAACAACUUGAAUGAUUUCUAUAGACCAAGAAAACUAAAGUAAAUGCUAAUGAGAUAGCAGCAGUCAUUGCCAUUGCUUGAAUAGUAGCAGCAAUAGAAACAGCUUUAAGAGCAGUAAAGAAUUUCGGAAUAACAGUAGAAAGAUAUUUUACCUGAAGCAUCACUGCUAUCACCUAUUAAAAAAAUUGAAUAGCUUGAGGGAAAUAUAUUGUCAUAAGAGACAACUAUAAACAUGGAAUAGAGUCAUUUGAAUGAAAAUAAUGGCAAUGAAGCCAUUAGAAGCCGAAACGCUACUUUCUAUCAAUCUACUAAUUAGCAUUUUAAAAGUAAUCAGUAGUAGAGUUAUAUAGGGGGCCGUGAUUCACCUUAUCCAAAAAUUAAAAGCUUAGAUACUUCCCCUGCAAGAAAUAAAUUCUUUAUUACUCCAGAGAUUUUCAAGUAAAUAUAGUUGGAAGAGAAGUUGAAAAUAAGUUUGAAGAAUUAGCCUAACAUGAUAAAGAUAAAAAAGAGGAUGUUUGAAAUAAAAAAGAACAUGAAGAAAAUGCCUUAGAUAGAUUUUACACUCAGAUUAGACGCAUAUCAUACAAAUGAUAACUGUCUUCAUUGUAGGAAAAAUGCCCUUGAUGAACACAUUUAUCAUAAUAAACAGCAUUGA
Stylonychia lemnae is the source of this 1254-nucleotide messenger RNA. The record is from the annotation of a GenBank genome assembly. Lineage: Eukaryota; Ciliophora; Spirotrichea; Sporadotrichida; Oxytrichidae.